This is a messenger RNA of Penicillium digitatum Pd1, 1143 nucleotides long. RefSeq names its product Zn(II)2Cys6 transcription factor. Gene Ontology annotation, cellular component: nucleus. Gene Ontology annotation, biological process: positive regulation of transcription by RNA polymerase II. The record is from RefSeq and is a predicted model, not a curated record. Lineage: Eukaryota; Fungi; Ascomycota; Eurotiomycetes; Eurotiales; Aspergillaceae. Gene Ontology annotation, molecular function: transcription cis-regulatory region binding; zinc ion binding; DNA-binding transcription factor activity, RNA polymerase II-specific.
AUGCAGCAGGACAUAUGUCGCAUGCUGAUCCCAAUGGCUCUUCAGACACCCUCCUUACUCUACGCUACCAUGGCCCUAUCGGCAAUCCAUAUCCAAGCACUACACAACCAGUCGGAGAGCGUAAAAUCUGCACCGGAGAUUGCCCGGCUCAUGGCUCUCAGUCUUGAACAUUUCCGAACGGAGCUGCAGAAUCCCUCAUCCAAAGACCCGGAGGCGUUGGUAGCGACGGCUCGGACGCUCUGUCUAGCUGAAAUACAUUCCGGGGCGAUCAACCCGAACUCGUGGAGAGCACAUAUUGACGGGGCACGGGCAUUGAUGAGGGCAUCGGACGCCGCUGGUGAAGAUUCUCUGCGGUCUACCAGCAGUUUCCGACGGUAUUUAGAUCGUUGGUAUUGGUCAAUCGUCUCUCUUACGGCACUAACGGGCAAUGGUCCACCCAUUGGAGAUCUUUCAGACUUCGCCUUCUCUGACUUGAUGGGUUUAGGCGGGUCUCCUGAUUAUCUAGAUGACUAUUGGGGGUUCAGUGUGGACCUUGCAGCUGUCUUUAGGCAGAUCGGCGCUGCUGCCUGGCGAAGCCAUGAAGUCGAGGAGAAUUUGCAGGGCUUUGUUGCAAUAAAAAUUGACAGCAUUGUUGCGGAUGAUGCCGAAUCAUUGGAGUUCGCAGUUCGACUGCUCAUGAAUCGUGACUCGAGCUCGCAGCCCUCCUUUUACCCCAGGGCCGCAGAAGGGUUAUCUGCGGAGAGUGCGCAGCAGCUCCUACUGUGUAAUCAGGCGUUCCAACACAGUGCGCUUAUUCAGAUCCACCGACGACUUCGGAAAACACCAACUACGUCGCCAGAAGUGCAACAGUCGGUCCAGCGUAUCCUGGAGUGCACCGCACAGAUUGGACCAUCUUCAGGUCUCUCGCCCUGGGUGAUGUUAACAACACCAAUCUUUAUUGCGGGCUGCGAGGCGCGCGGUCAAGAUCGAGAUACAGUUAGGCAACUGCUGUCAUCUUUGCAUGACACCAUUCGCGUUCCGAACGUUCUUCAGUCUUUGAGAUUCCUUGAGCAGUACUGGUCCAACCAGCUGAGUGACGAAGACUGGUGCCACUUUCUCGGUAAUAACUUUUUCAAGUCAUUCUUCGGUUAUGCUAACAUCUGA